GCACAGUCAUGUCACAGUUCACUUGAUUCAUGUUAUGUUUUUUUCUGCAAUGUUUUUGUUUUAAUUUUCACCGUGUUGCUUUUUAAUUAAAUUUUCUAGGAGUGAUUAGUAAUAGCAACCUGAUUUCUCCAUUUUCCAUAAGAGAUGAUACGGUAAACCGAUUUUCUACAAUUAGUUACGCAUCGUAGCGGAACUAAUCAAAAUGCAAAAGAAGCGCACCGAGUAAAGACAAAAGGGGCCAAAAAUACUUUAAAAAAAUGGACAACGAUAAUGUUAAAGAUGGUGCUCCAAUGGGAAAUGCUAACUGUGACGUUGCUGAAGAGGCUAUUUCUACUGAUUCUGAUGAGUAUCUUUCAGGAGGACCAUUGAGAUACAAAAACUAUGAUUUCGACCACUCAACCGCUUCCAACAUAACACUGCUAGCCCAAAGUAUGACCUUAUCAGACAAUAACGACAAUACAAGCUUAGCCAGUAGCCGAGACAACAUUUCAGUGUCUCACAGUGAUAUUUUAAAUCCUAUUCAAAUACCCAUUGUUGGGUAUGAAAUUAUGGAAGAGAGAGCUCGAUUUACUGUAUAUAAAUUAAGAAUAGAAAAUAAAAUCAACGGGGAUUGUUGGUAUGUUUUUAGAAGAUAUACAGACUUCGUUAGGCUGUGCAAUAGAUUUCACAACAAGUUUCCUCAAGUUGUUAAACAUUUACCAAGGAAAAGAUGGUUAAAAAACAAUUUUGACCCAAUUUUCCUUGAAGAAAGAAUCAACGGCCUUCAAACCCUAGUAAACGCAAUCCUAAUGGACCCUCAAAUGAUUUGCACCAAAGAAAUUCAAGAUUUCUUUUGUCUGAACGAGCCUCCAGUGCAUUCAGACAGCAACGAAGAAUCCAGGGCCAUUUUCGAAGCUCUAGAAGACACCAUUGGCAGUUUGAAAUUGCAGCUGCGAGAAAAGGAUGCCCGUAUUGAUUUGUUGCAGCAAAAAGUGCAAGAGUUGCUUAACGAAAAUGAGAAUUUGAAAAGGAAUCUUUUGAGUGCUUCUACUCAAGAGAAUAAAUUGUGAUAUUUUUAAAUACAGAUGAUAAUUUAUUUUUAUUAUAUUGUAAAGAUCUUUAUUAUACUUGUGUUGGUUGUAAUACUAAACAGUGUUGUAAUUAUUGUCAAGUUAUGUUAUAAACUUAUUUCAUAUUUGAAAUAAUAAUUUUAUUGUUAUUAGCUUUGGAGCAAUAUUUUUAUAGAAUUAAUGUAAUUUUUGCUGAAAAAAAAUCACCUAUUUUGGACAAUAAUUUUGUAAAUAGUCUAUAAUUGAAAUAUUUUAAUAAAAAAU
Ceutorhynchus assimilis (cabbage seed weevil) is the source of this 1313-nucleotide messenger RNA. Lineage: Eukaryota; Metazoa; Arthropoda; Insecta; Coleoptera; Curculionidae. The record is from the annotation of a GenBank genome assembly.